Arabidopsis lyrata subsp. lyrata is the source of this 2643-nucleotide messenger RNA. Its product is annotated as rop guanine nucleotide exchange factor 5. The coding region runs from base 662 to 2491 and encodes 609 amino acids. The transcript is spliced from 7 exons. The record is from RefSeq and is a predicted model, not a curated record. Gene Ontology annotation, molecular function: guanyl-nucleotide exchange factor activity. Lineage: Eukaryota; Viridiplantae; Streptophyta; Magnoliopsida; Brassicales; Brassicaceae.
AUUUUUUUUUUCCUUCAUACAGUACUCUGCAUUUAUUAAUCUUCUGAUAGUGGUUUUGUUUAUAUCUGUGCUCAAUUAUUAUUUUGAUAUAAUAUGAUAAAACUUAAAACUAAAAUUUCUGAAAUUAACCAUCUUAAUGUAUAACCUCUGUGUGUUUAACUUUUAACUAAAACAAGUUAAACUUAUUUUUAGUUAGUUCCUUCCUCAAUAUUAAAACUUGCUACUAGUAUUAAAACUAUCUAACAGUGUAGUUAAAAUGUCAAUUUGGUAAUUCACCUGUCUCAGUUACAAAACUAAUUAUUGCCUUAUCAUUAAUAACCACACCAAAAUGCUAUUUGUGGUAAAAUACUAAAUUCUUGAUUUAACACAAUGGGCAGAACCGUAAUAUCCACACCAUUCAAGAAAUUUGUCCGCCAAAAAGAUAAAUUAAUAUUUUGAAAAGAAAAAAGUCAAAUACACCUCUCUCUCUCUCUACUCUUGAGUCGUGACUGUGGAAGAGAACAGAGAGCAUAACUUUAUAUCAGCCGAUUUUUUUCAAAUUACUUACCUUUUGCUCUCACUAAAGCCAUGCUCUUUUACCUUUAUAGUGUUAUCUAAAACUCUUUUGGUGUUUUGCAAAAGAAACCAGUUUUCAAAGUUCAAAUUUUGUUUGUUUUUAAAAAUGGAGAAUUUAGUGAAGAGCUGCGCAGGGAUCGAGAAGAAAAGAAGCAAUUUGACUCAUUCGGAGGAAGAUAUGGUAACAGAGUCAAAGGAGAGAAGCAGCACGAGCGUAUCGAGCUACGAGGGUUCCUCCGGCACCACCGUCGCUUCGUCUUCUCCACCAUCACAACCGUCGCAGAUUCUGGGUUGGCCGAUAAGAAAAGCUUCAUUUCGUAAGAAUUCCAAGGAGAAUGUUAAUUUGGAUCAUAAGAAAUCUACCCUUCACGAUGAUUCUGGGUUUCAAGGAAAAGAGAUGAAUUUUGCAGACGUGGAUAUGAUGAAGGAGAGAUUUGCAAAGUUGUUGCUUGGUGAAGAUAUGUCAGGUUCUGGUAAAGGUGUGUGUACAGCUUUAGCCAUCUCCAACGCCAUCACCAAUCUCUGUGCUACGAUUUUUGGGCAACUAUGGAGAUUAGAGCCACUUUCAAGUGAAAAGAAGGAGAUGUGGAGAAGGGAAAUGGAGUGGAUUCUUAGUGUUAGUGAUCACAUCGUUGAGUUAACACCUUCAACGCAAACUUAUCCAGACGGCAACAAGUUUGAGGUCAUGACUUGUCGACCAAGAUUUGAUCUUUUCAUCAAUCUCCCGGCUCUUCGUAAACUAGACAAUAUGCUUCUCGAUAUAUUGGCGAGUUUCAAGAAAACCGAGUUCUGGUAUGUUGAUCAAGGUAUUGUUGCUUCGGAAAACGAUGGCUCAGCUUCUUUCCGCAGAAAGAUUCAGCGUCAAGAGGAGAAGUGGUGGUUGCCUGUUCCCCGUUUAGCACCUAAUGGUCUUACUGAAGAAGCAAGAACAGAAUUGAAUCACAAGAGGGAAUGUGCGACGCAGAUACUUAAAGCUGCAAUGGCCAUUAACAGCCUUGCUUUAACCGAAAUGGAUGUUCCUGAAACAUACCUUGAAACUCUUCCAAAGAAUGGUAGGUCCUGCCUUGGGGAUGUUAUCUACAGGUACAUAACAUCUGAUAAAUUUUCUGCGGAGUGUCUUCUCGAUUGCCUUGAUCUGUCCUCUGAGCAUAUUGCUCUUGAUAUUGCAAACCGUGUGGAAGCUUCGAUAUAUGUUUGGCGGAGAAGAGUUCAAACAAAACUUGGAGUCAACAACAAUAAUACUUCAAGCACUACUCCAAAGUUAACAUGGGAAAUGGUCAAAGAGCUAAUGGCUGCUGGUGACAAAAGGGGAUUGCUUGUGGAGAGAUCCGAAACUCUCUUACGUUGCUUGAAGCAGCGGUUUCCAUCUCUAACGCAGACUUCUCUAGACAUUAGCAAGAUUCAAUGGAACAAGGAUAUUGGGAAAUCAAUCCUCGAAAGCUACUCAAGGGCUUUGGAGAGCUUAGCAUCAAACAUCAUUGCACGAAUCGAUGAUUUACUCUACGUGGACGACUUAACAAAGCAAUCAGAUGAUAACAAUCUGUUGUCAAGUCCAGCGGUCAGCAGCAUUAUAGCUCACAAGAAAGUAGUACCACUCCCUUAUAUAAUAUCUGCAUCAGGAACUCCAUACAGAACAAGCUUCUCAACAACACCAGGCUUCUCUCCUUCAAUGAUUAGCCCCAAGAAAGGAGAGAGGAGGACACCUUACUCCAGCAGAGACACUAACAAAAUCAUUGAGAAAGGUCUUCCUUCUCGAGGAUUUGGAGUGAGAAGAGUCUUGAACAAUUAUCUUGGCAUGGAAUCGAAACUGAAAAUAUGCGUGAAUCCGUCAGAUAAUGCAGAUACAGCUGUGAUUUGCAAAGAAGGUGGAGAAGAGAAGAAAAGAAAUUCAAUAUCAGUCCAUCAAAAGGGUCCUCCAAAGUACACAGUCUCUUAAGAGCUAAUAAAAGAAACACGGUGUAUAAUUUAUGCAGACAUGGAUUGAUUUGUUUGAUAUUACUUGUAGUUUUUGUCUUAUUUCGAAUGGUAAAGUGUCUACCUUUGCAAACCAAAUCAGAUCAAAAUAUACAAAAAUAAGAGUAGUCGUAA